AUGGACGCUUUUCUCAUUCGGAAAGCACCUCGAUCUAAUAAUAAUGGUUCUGAUGAUAAUGGAUCUACCCGUGCGACGAAUGAGCCGCCUCUUAAGAAAGUGAAGAGCGAUGAGAGUCACGUGGCCAAUGAAGAAUCAGGUGAAGACUCUAGACCUGGUAGUCCGUCGUUGAAGUCAUUGCCGCAGAUACGGAGAGUAGAUACAUCUCUUGCUUCGGACCUUGGUGAUGAUGAGACGCCCCAAAACUCGGAAGCAGAGACAGAGACCCACGUACCGAGGCGGACCGCUAUUGAGGACUCACUGCCCGAAGUUAAGUCUGGAAAAGAAGCUUUGGAAGAAUAUGAAAGCUUCAGGGCGUCGCAAGAGGUUAAGAGCCCAGAAACUGCUGCGUCAAGGCUGGAUUCGAGGAGAUGGGUGAGAGGCAAGACCUCGCUCUAUGUCGACGCCUUUAACCUUGCUCUCAGCACGGUUCUUGGUGAGGAAUCUCACUUAUUUGAUGAGAAAGAAAUGCACAUUUUCGAUCAAUGGGGUGAGCUAAGCUAUGAGGCUCAGUUCCUCUAUGUGCGAUUGUUCCUCAGGAAAACCGCAUCCUGGCAUCGCGUUGCUCGUCUACAUUAUCAUGAUGAUAUUUCAGAUACUGAGACAGCCGUCAACGAAUUACAGGUGAUCCGGGAUCUACCAGCCAAUUCUUCCAGACCUGGUCCUUCAUUUGAAUAUACGGAGUCGGAACAUGAUCAAGGUUUGUUUGGUGACAAGUUCAGUUUUGCAGAUACAUCAGAGCAGUAUAUUACCAGUGUUGAAGAAGCUGUGGAACUCCUUAGCCUGGAAGAGAUUAAAGCCCUGGCCAAAGAUGCGAAGGUACAAGGCAAGAACAAGGCUGAGUUGGCGAGAUCUAUUUGCAGAAUGAGCAACCAGCAAGUAGGUCUCUUCUCCUUAGGUCUUCGUCGGUCUAGCACUAUCAAUUCUCUCGAGUCACCAGGUCGAGAUACUCCGGAGGCGGACUCGCCAGCUACAGAUAUUCGUGAAGAUUCCAAUAGGAGGAAACAUUUUCUUGAUAAAAUAUUGCUUAUAGCUGGGCCUUGUAUAAGGCUUUCCUUGCCCGUUUUCAGGUUAUUUGAGAGGGUUCACCUAGUCUUUUAUAGGUCUACCGAAUGGACAGAGAAGUCUCUGACCACAAUUAUUCUUGCGAAAAUAUCGAAACGCAACUUCCCCAAAUACGUUGUUAGCAGGUCUGCAAAUAUUUUUAGCUCGAGGGGUCAAUUAUUAGAAUUCGAGGCAGCUAUGAGACACGAAUAUGCCGUUGAUAGUAUCUUAGAGUUUAAAGGACCAGUCACAGAAGUCGGCUUCCGAAAGGUGAUAGAAGUUUUUGAGAAAAUAUACCCGAGGUGGAAGGCUCUUCUUCAGGAGGAGCAGGAGAAAGAAGAGAGAGUCUAUGAAUCUGGAGAAGGUGCAUAUUUGAGACGGCUCAACCCCGCCCAUUCAUACACCCGAAUCGUUCAUAAAGCAGCUCACGUUUUUGGCCGGUUAAAAGAACAUCAACGGGAACAUGCACUUCUGACCGAAUUACUUGACCAACGUCUCUUCCACUUAGCUCGCCGAGGCUCUUGGUACCAACGAAAGGCUCUACUAGAAGAACACUACAUGCAUGCGCUGGAGACCGAUCCUGCCUAUAAGGAUACGGAGCUGCAGAAAAAGCAUUGGAAACGCAUUGCAGCAACCACCUGCGAAACCGCACUGGAGGAUCGAGAUUGCCAUCUCAUUUAUCAUUAUGACAUACAGAAAAGGUUGGUUAAACUCGAGAAGCAGCUUAAGAUUCCAAAGCGUCUACAGCAUGAUUUCGGCCAUGUCCGGCUUCAAAAACCUGAAGAGCAUUUUGCCGAAGGAAUUCAGAUAAAAAAGGACGACGAAGUAGGAAAGAAAGGGCGAGGACCGAGCACCAAAACUAUAUGGGUGGAUGAGGCUGAAGGCGGAGGUGAGUGCAGCGUUGAAGCCAUGUGCUUAAGCUGGUACAGGGAUAAGGGCUGGAAAGGCUACCAUGCCGAAGGAGGCAUAGUAAGAACGCUUUUUGCCUACCUCUUUUUCGAUAUUCUCUUCCUCUACAUACCAAACGUUUUCCAGACCCAGUACCAGACCUGCCCGCUAGAUCUGCACACCGACGCUUUCUACCCCACUAGAGCUUCCGAGAUCAAUCACCGCCUAGUUGAGAUCGCAAAUGGUGAUGCGGUGAAACUAAUCGAGGAGGUUGACCGGCGAGAACGCGAUAAUCGCACUUGUGUUGUCGGCCUUAACUGGGAUUACGAGUUGGAUGACCUCCUCGAGCUAGCUGGCUGCUUCGAUGGUGCAGCAUUAGCCGCCAUAUGCAAGGUCAUGGCACAGGAAUAUGGCCAGAGAGGCGGCGGCAUUCCAGACCUCAUCCUCUGGAGGACAGAACCGAACAAAGAAGUGAUGUUCGCCGAGGUUAAGAGUGCCAAUGAUCGCCUCAGUGAUACGCAAAGGUUGUGGAUUCAUGUCCUAACCGGCGCUGGCGUAAGGGUUGCUCUAUGCAACGCCGUGGCAAAAGAAAUUAGGGAAGUUGACAGCGACCAACAAAAACCAGUGAGAUAG
This is a messenger RNA of Daldinia caldariorum, 2604 nucleotides long. Its product is annotated as VRR-NUC domain-containing protein. Gene Ontology annotation, biological process: interstrand cross-link repair. Bases 1 to 2604 code for a protein of 867 amino acids. The transcript has 2 exons. Gene Ontology annotation, molecular function: 5'-3' exonuclease activity; flap-structured DNA binding; 5'-flap endonuclease activity. Gene Ontology annotation, cellular component: nucleus. The record is from RefSeq and is a predicted model, not a curated record. NCBI's taxonomy places the organism in Eukaryota, Fungi, Ascomycota, Sordariomycetes, Xylariales, Hypoxylaceae.